Messenger RNA from Meriones unguiculatus (Mongolian gerbil), 5290 nucleotides. RefSeq names its product potassium voltage-gated channel subfamily C member 2 (gene Kcnc2). Gene Ontology annotation, cellular component: voltage-gated potassium channel complex; neuronal cell body membrane; dendrite membrane. The coding region runs from base 325 to 2241 and encodes 638 amino acids. The transcript has 5 exons. The record is from RefSeq and is a predicted model, not a curated record. Gene Ontology annotation, biological process: potassium ion transmembrane transport; protein homooligomerization. Gene Ontology annotation, molecular function: protein binding; delayed rectifier potassium channel activity. Lineage: Eukaryota; Metazoa; Chordata; Mammalia; Rodentia; Muridae.
CGAGCUCCAUGCUUCGCCCAGCCCCGCGCGAUGGUGACUCUGGGCGCGGAGGGUGGCUAUGGGAGAGCCCGCAGAUCGCAGCAGCGUGAAGGCGGGGAGCGCGGGGGGCGGCGGGCGGGGACUGUCUCCCCGACCUCGGCACCCAGAGACGCGGCUCAACCACCUGAACCCGGAAAAACGCCAACAAGUAGUUUCUCCUUUGAGGAGGGCGUCUCAGCUGGCCGCAGAGACUCCGUCCGGCUGCAGGGAGAAUCUCGUCCACUCGGAGACCCAAGCAGAGCCACUUUUCUCCCGGUCUCCUUAAGUCAUGUCUGAGCCACAGAGAUGGGCAAGAUCGAGAACAACGAGAGGGUGAUCCUCAAUGUCGGCGGCACCCGGCACGAAACCUACCGCAGCACUCUCAAGACCCUUCCGGGGACGCGCCUGGCCCUCCUCGCCUCCUCUGAGCCCCAGGGCGACUGCCUGACGGCCGCGGGCGACAAGCUGCAGCCGCUGCCCCCUCCCCUUUCUCCGCCGCCGCGACCUCCUCCCUUGUCCCCUGUCCCCAGCGGCUGCUUCGAAGGCGGCGCGGGCAACUGCAGUUCCCACGACGGCAAUGGCAGCGACCACCCCGGGGGAGGCCGCGAGUUCUUCUUCGAUCGCCACCCGGGCGUCUUCGCCUACGUGCUCAACUACUACCGCACGGGCAAGCUGCACUGCCCCGCCGACGUGUGCGGGCCGCUCUUCGAGGAAGAGCUGGCCUUUUGGGGCAUCGACGAGACCGACGUGGAGCCCUGCUGCUGGAUGACCUACCGCCAGCACCGUGACGCGGAGGAGGCGCUGGACAUCUUCGAGACACCGGACCUCAUCGGGGGCGACCCCGGAGACGAUGAGGACCUAGCGGCCAAGAGGCUGGGCAUUGAGGAUGCCGCAGGGCUGGGAGGUCCCGACGGCAAGUCUGGCCGCUGGAGGAGGCUGCAGCCCCGCAUGUGGGCCCUCUUUGAGGACCCCUACUCGUCCAGAGCCGCCAGGUUUAUUGCCUUUGCUUCUUUAUUCUUCAUCUUGGUUUCCAUCACAACCUUUUGCCUGGAGACGCACGAAGCUUUCAAUAUUGUUAAAAACAAGACAGAGCCAGUCAUCAACGGUACAGGCGCGGUUCUCCAGUACGAAAUUGAAACGGAUCCUGCUUUGACGUACGUAGAAGGAGUGUGUGUGGUGUGGUUUACCUUCGAAUUUUUAGUCCGUAUUGUGUUUUCGCCCAACAAACUUGAAUUCGUCAAAAAUCUCUUGAACAUCAUUGACUUCGUGGCCAUCCUCCCGUUCUACUUAGAGGUGGGACUCAGCGGGCUGUCUUCCAAAGCGGCUAAGGAUGUGCUCGGCUUUCUCAGGGUGGUUAGGUUUGUGAGGAUCCUGCGAAUCUUCAAGCUCACCCGCCAUUUCGUAGGUCUGAGGGUGCUCGGACACACUCUCCGUGCGAGUACCAACGAGUUUUUGCUGCUGAUCAUCUUCCUGGCUCUGGGAGUUUUGAUAUUCGCUACGAUGAUCUACUAUGCGGAGAGAGUUGGUGCGCAGCCCAAUGACCCUUCAGCUAGCGAGCACACACAGUUCAAGAACAUCCCCAUUGGUUUCUGGUGGGCCGUGGUGACCAUGACUACGUUAGGCUAUGGGGAUAUGUACCCCCAAACCUGGUCAGGGAUGUUGGUGGGGGCCUUGUGUGCUCUGGCUGGAGUGCUGACCAUAGCCAUGCCAGUGCCUGUCAUUGUCAACAAUUUCGGAAUGUACUACUCCUUGGCGAUGGCGAAGCAGAAGCUUCCGAGGAAAAGAAAGAAGCAUAUUCCUCCCGCCCCCCUGGCAAGCUCGCCUACCUUUUGCAAGACAGAAUUAAAUAUGGCUUGCAACAGUACCCAGAGUGACACCUGUCUGGGCAAAGAAAACCGGCUUCUGGAACAUAACAGAUCAGUGUUAUCAGGUGACGACAGUACAGGAAGUGAGCCGCCAUUAUCACCUCCAGAAAGGCUCCCCAUCAGACGCUCUAGUACCAGAGACAAAAACAGAAGAGGGGAAACGUGUUUCCUACUGACGACAGGUGAUUACACGUGCACUUCUGAUGGAGGAAUCAGGAAAGGAUAUGAAAAAUCCCGAAGCUUAAACAACAUAGCGGGCUUGGCAGGCAAUGCUCUGAGACUCUCUCCAGUAACAUCCCCUUACAACUCUCCGUGUCCUCUGAGGCGCUCUCGAUCUCCCAUCCCAUCUAUCUUGUAAACCAAACUGCAUCAAUCGGCUAAAUUCUAUCAAUACAAGUACUGUUUACCCUGUAAUGGAAACAAUUAAGUAUAGAGUUUCCCCAGGCUCCAUUAAUACAGUAUAGAUCCUGCAUGAUGUUACUAUUUGAAGUCAGAAAUCCUACUGAGUAGCGAAAACAUCUUAUCCUGGCUUUAAAGAUGUUCUAAAGUAGCGCUACUACUCAAUAUAGGAAUUGCCCCAAUUUCCUUCUGCAAUACAAUGACCAAUAGUGUCAGAUAUUGGCCAGUACAUGGAAGCAUAACCAUACCUUCAGGGAGAUAUACUUAAAUAGUGUGCUUCUAAAUGCCAACCACUUCACUUCUCGUGGACCUUCAUUUCUCGUGACUCCAAACCAUUCGGAAGAUAUCUGGGAUCCUAUCUAGAUCGAAAACGACAUGACUUUGGUCAGCUCAUUUGCAUGGACCAUCUUGUCUGUAUCACCUGAAUACAAUGUUGUAGAGUCCUGGGACCGGAUGGCUCAGGACACUCGUACUCGCUUCAAACCAUCCUGACAAUAUGAAAGCACUGGUCGCCUGUUCUGCAUGUUGAAUUGUGGGGCAGGGAGGGGCGCCUUUCUCCUCGGUAUUUCCCCCCUCUACUUUGAUAGAAGUGUUUGCUUUAAAUACCUUAAUUUCUCAAUUGACUUAUUUUUCUUAAAAAAAAAAUGCUGUAUUGGUGUUCUGAAUGUUUUUGGUUGUUUGUACACACAGAUAACUGCAAAGAGGUUGUCAUUACUGGUUACACGCAAGCCGAGGCCAGAUCUCUUACUUAAUGACUUGGGGAAGGCACAAAACAUGAGAGAAAGGUAACUGCUAGCCAAGCUUGCAUUGUUUAGCCAAGAAUUGCUGCUUGGUACUAGAGCCAUUUCCCCCCCUAUAAAUCCUAGAAUUUGUUAUUAUUUUUCAGCAUUAGAGUGCCAAAUAUUACCCAAAGCUCUGUUUUUUUUUCUGCCUCUUUAUUUGUAUUUAUUAAUUUAUGUGAACAUCAAAGGUUACUGAUGUUCACUGAAGGCUUUUUUGUUGUUGUGGUUUUUUCGACUAGCCUUAAAAUUUGCAUCAAAGGACUAAUCAGAUUUUUCAGGCAGUGUUUAAUCAGGUGCUUCGUCCUGUGUGUUGUUUCCGUCUGUCUGCCUUAGUGCCCUGUCUUGAAUGUGUAUGCCAUCUGUCUCUAUAGAGGGUAGAUACGCCCUGAUAGACUCUUUAAACUUAGUACUGAUCUCCCUACCUCCUGCCUCCUGUCUUCUUUGCUACUUGGAGCAGCCUUUCUGCUUUGUAUAUAAAAUUAAUGAUGCUCUGUAGACUACCUAAAUAAUAGGCACUGUGAACCUCCUCCCACUUUUAUUUUAUUUUAUUUUUUUGAUGAGCAGGACUAAAGCAGCAAUUUCUCCUAGGACUUGGUUGCCUACUGAAGUGUUGGUUUCCACUACCUAGCAACCAGCCUUCAUCACCACAUUCCAACAAACACCCCUAGGGAGCUUUUUUGCAGUCUGGAGAGAAGCUAGUCUGUUUACACAUCCCUACCAAAUGCCAUAGCAAUAGUGUGUCUGAUAUUUUGGGUAUAGGAGGGAAGAAAAAUGCCAUAUUGUAAUUGUAGCAUAGACAAAGCUUUUGAUGCAUUAGUCCUUAAGAUUGUUGAUGAAUUCCUAAUUUUCAUGUUUAUUUUUGAUAGGAAGGCAUUUGUCACUUUUGUUAUUGGCUAAAGACAUGUGCUAGUUUCCAUCCCCAAGCCCUAGAGCAUGAGAUGCAUGUCAGAGAUCUUGUACAACAGUGCUUUACCCAGACGUAAAUAUCCGAGAUUUAGAGAUACUGUGAUUCUUUUGAUAACACCACUCAUAGAAUGCUAUAAAUACUCAAAGAUUUGUGGUAAGGAAUUAAUAUGCUGUCUGGUGCUGCUGUUAUUGACUGCAGUGUUGUACAGAAUUUAUCAUGGAUUUUUGACUGCUGCAAAGGGACAGUGAGAUUUAGCCAUAUCAAGGACUGCACUGGAAACUCUGCUACUGAAUGUGCCUGAUGUGACCGGUUUGCGCUCAGAAGAGGUCCUGCAUCUCCACGAGGCAUUUACAGCUUAUAACGGAACAGUGGCGGGAACUGAAAUGGUGCUUGCUAUGGGAACUUUCUGCUUGUUAACUGACCAGUGUCCAUGAAACAACUGUAAAUACCAGCGUGUGCAUGGGUCAGCCCCUCUCACCAGUCUCCCAGCACAGAAAGCCACAUUCUCGGGCAACAUCUGGGAAGCUUCAAGUAAUUGCCCACAAGGCUCUGAAUGGCUCCUCUCAGGCUCACGAUGGUUUUUGCUGUGAAUGACAGAAGGCAGUAAAUUCGAUGUAGUAUAGGUGUGUUUUCAUAUCUCUUAUUUGUACAUUAUGUGUUGGAUCCAGAAACACUGAUUGCCUCACUUUCUUGCAAACUCCUUAUAUAUCAGCUUGUCAACUAUGUUGUAAACUUUUAGAGUCUACAUAUAAAUCUGACCGUUUUUUAGUCGUGUCUUUAUUUAGUUCUGGAAAGCUGUUACUAUCUAAGAGAAAUUCAUCAACAGUAUUCAUAGUUCAAGUAUUUUGUCCUUGUUACCUCAAUUAUAAAUAUUAAAAAGAUAUAAAUUCUGGCAAUGAGAAUAUUUUUUUAUUAAAUGAUCAAGGAAUAUGUCAGUAUAUAGUAGAAUAUUAUCAAAUUAUAUCCUAAAAUGUCUAUUUUGCAUAAAAGAGAUAUUCUUCAAUCAAUUCCUUUUUUGGUGAGCUUUGUGGCUAAUGAAAUGUGCAUUUGUCUUUAAAACUGCUAUAGUUAAAACUGUAUAAGAGUUUUUCAUCUUGCUUAAUCAAUAUUUCCAGACUAUUAGUUCCCCUGGGAUUCUGAAUAUACUAUAUAACCUAAUUGCAAACUCCUGUAUCGUGUACCUUUUGUGACCAUCUCAAGGUGCAUGCCUAACCUUGGUGAUAAACCAAUGGACAUGUUACUAACUGAAAUGAAGAAUAAAAGGCAAAUGAGCUGGGGAUAAACUUGAAUCCUAUCUGAUUAAAUUAUUCAUUUCCUUC